UGGCAGUGCUACACUGAAACAACACUUCCGACUUGCUGUCUCUCUUGCUUUCCGAGCCCUGAAACUAGCAAGCUUUUGGACGACCAGUGUUAACUGUAAUUUUAACAAUGCCUCCAAAGAAGUCAGACGCACCCAAACAGCCUCCUUUGAUCGGACGUUUUGGGACUUCACUAAAAAUCGGAAUCGUAGGAAUACCAAAUGUUGGGAAGUCAACGUUCUUCAACGUCCUGACCAAAAGCCAGGCAGCUGCUGAAAACUUUCCUUUCUGCACCAUCGACCCCAAUGAGAGCAGAGUGCCCAUUCCUGAUGAACGUUAUGAUUACCUUUGUCAGUUCCACAAACCACUCAGUAAGGUACCAGCAUUUCUAAAUGUGGUGGAUAUUGCUGGUCUGGUGAAAGGAGCGCACGCAGGGCAGGGCUUGGGCAAUGCCUUCCUGUCUCACAUCAGCGCUUGUGAUGGCAUCUUCCACAUGACCCGUGCAUUCGAUGACGACGAUAUCAUCCACGUGGAAGGCAGCAUUGAUCCAGUGAGAGACAUCGAGAUCAUCCAUGAGGAGCUGAGGCUGAAGGACGAGGAGAUGAUUGGUCCGGCCCUAGACAAACUGGAGAAGACGGCCGUCCGGGGAGGGGACAAAAAACUCAAACCAGAAUACGACAUCAUGAUCAAGGUGAAGCAGUGGGUGUCGGAGGAGAAGAAACACGUCCGAUUCUACGGCGAAUGGAAUGAAAAGGAGAUUGAUGUGCUUAAUAAAUACCUGUUCCUGACAUCCAAGCCUAUGAUCUACCUGGUUAAUCUUUCAGAGAAAGACUACAUUAGGAAAAAGAACAAGUGGCUGGCAAAGAUCAAGGAGUGGGUAGAUGCCCAUGACCCAGGUGCCCUGGUCAUCCCUGUGAGUGGAGCGCUGGAGAGCAAGCUGCAGGACAUGAGUGACGAGGAGAAAGAGAAAUACUGCCAGGAGCAGAAGACCCAAAGUGUGAUGACCAAGAUCAUCAAGGCUGGCUAUGCAGCGCUGCAGCUGGAGUACUUCUUCACUGCAGGACCUGACGAGGUGCGAGCCUGGACCGUCAGGAAAGGCACCAGGGCACCUCAGGCAGCGGGGAAGAUCCACACAGACUUUGAGAAAGGCUUCAUCAUGGCUGAGGUCAUGAAGUAUGACGACUUCAAGGAGGAGGGGACUGAGAACGCUGUCAAGGCUGCUGGCAAAUACAGGCAGCUGGGCAGGAACUACGUUGUGGAGGAUGGAGACAUUAUCUUUUUCAAAUUUAACACACCCAACGCACCCAAGAAGAAGUGAUGAGACCAGAUGGUUGUUCCAGCAGGUUCAGCCCAGUCCUGCUCUGGAGGGUCGCAGUGUCUGCUGAUUCUUCUUCCAUCUCUCUCUUGUAUGGGAUCAAGUCAACUGUUUCAGCCCAGGGACUCAUUUAGUCACACAGUUCAAGUGUUCAUAGCACAAAUGACAGAAGUAUCAGAACAGAGUACAUACGAUUGUUUUGCGGUGAUGUGCAUGUAAAACAUUCUAUUCUAAAAGCAUUCUUAAUAUGUUCAUUUUGAUCUGACAUCUUCUGUGCAUUUCUGCCAUCUAUGAAUGUUGCAAGAAUGAAAUUAAUCUCACACUAUGACCCUAAAGACCUGGACUGGAGUUUUUUUUUUUGACAUUUCUCAUGAUGCCUGAGAAACCAGAAUCCUGACUGCUUCAUAUAUUUGGGGGUGUGGCUUUGGUUUUUACAUUUAUGCAUUUAUGCAAAAUAGUUUUUGGACCUAUUGAAACCCCUUUUUCUUUCGUUGUCUUGACAGCUUAUCAUCCAUGCACACAACCUAAGUACAAGGCCUAACAUCAUUGUGAAUAAGCACAUUUAUAUCAAGAUUCUCUGACCAGGACCUGCAGUUCUGGAUGCUUCCUUUUCAUGUGCUUCAUCCUCACUGACUUUUUCCAAGGUAUUAUUAUAUAAAAUGCAUACUGGUGCACCUUGUGGCCAACAUGUUAACAUUGACAUCAUUGGGUGGUAUGAUUAAGGACGGAUUUUGAGCUAACUGACUUUCAGUGGUCAUUGUAACAACCAGAAUUAUCAAUUAAUGUGUCAUGUUCUUCAAUAAGUAGGCACUUCUUUGAGAAUGCAUGCACUGCAGCUGUGUCCACAAUAAAUCAAGACAAACCAUA
Messenger RNA from Hypomesus transpacificus, 2159 nucleotides. Its product is annotated as obg-like ATPase 1. Bases 108 to 1295 code for a protein of 395 amino acids. Gene Ontology annotation, molecular function: ATP binding; ATP hydrolysis activity; GTP binding. The transcript is spliced from 11 exons. Gene Ontology annotation, cellular component: cytoplasm. Lineage: Eukaryota; Metazoa; Chordata; Actinopteri; Osmeriformes; Osmeridae. The record is from RefSeq and is a predicted model, not a curated record.